UAUUAUAAAAAAAGGUAAACAUUUUUCGAUUUCACUAUAAAUGAAAUAACCUUGUCUGCUAUAAAUAAUAAACCACCUCUUAAAGAUUAAAAUUAAAAAAAAAACUUAAGUGGUACGAGAGGUUAAAGGCCGAGUUUUCCGACAAUAUCUGCUCAAUUUUUAUUAACAAGUGCAUAAAUAAACGUUCUUUGUGCGAACAAAUGUAAAUUGACACAGUGACACUUUUUUGUUACAUCAAAGAAGUUAAAGGGUGGUAUAGUGUAGUGCGGGGAUGUCUUCGCAAAACCCCUGGGAUGCUCAGGCAUCUCUCCAAAACGCCUCUCAGUUCAUUAGGAAUCAAAAUAUGGGAACACUAAACACCCCAGGCAGGGCUACGCCAGUGUUACCACCGAGGCCACUUACAAGUAGCCCUGCUGGAAAUUCAUAUAGUAUGAUGCCCUCCUAUUCUAUGUCCUCAUAUGGUGGUUCUCCUUAUGGUGGAGGUUACAGUUCAUAUGGUAUGCCUUAUAGAAGCAGCUUGUAUGGUUCAAACUAUGGUAGUUUUGGUGGUGGAUAUGGGAUGUAUAACUAUAAUAAUGCAUUUUCCCAUGAUGACCAUGAAAGAAGGUUUAUACACUAUGCAGAGGAGAGCUCUAGACAAACUUUUGCUAGUGUAGAAAGUGUUGUCAGGGCAUUUAAUAGUCUGGCAAUGAUGUUAGACAACACUUUCUUUGCAAUGACCAGCAGUUUUCGAGCAAUUCUUGGGGUGGCAGAAAAUUUUGGCCGCCUAAGAAGCAUGUUCGGUCAUAUUUGGUACUCGGUUAAUAUAUUCAGAUUUUUGACAUGGCUUUACAGAAAGUUCCGGCAGAUGUUAGGUCUAAAAGUCACAAAAAAUGCCACAUCAGUUGCAUGGAAGGAAGCCUCAAAAGAGGCAGGAUCUAAUUUGCCUUCUGGCACCCCAUCUGGAGGCUCCAGCUGGCCCACUUUGGCCUUCUUAGGGGUAAUUGUUAGUGCCCCCUACAUAAUUAGCAAGUUUUUGCCUAAAUAUGAAGACAAGUUGGAUAUGCAAAACUGGAAAUCACCUGGGAUACCUGCAAAAGCCUGUUUUGAUUUUAUUGCUACUAACCAAAAUGAAUUAACAAUACAUACAAAUGAUAAUAUUAUUCUUGCGCCAACAUAUUUGCAAGAAGAAAUGCAUUUGAGGAACACGGGGUGGGCAUAUGCAGUUCAUAAUGGUAAAAGUGGGGUAAUACCAUUGAAUUAUAUUGUUAUUAAUAAAAAUAACAAUAUGAAUGUGCCAGUGCAAAGAGCAAGUAACAUAAAAGAUACUAGCAAUGGGAAAACUCAUCAGAAGAAAGUCAGUUUUGGAAACAUAGAGAUUUUUGAUAGUGGUGAAGAGGGAAUAAGGAAGGAGUCAAUUCCAGUGGAGAAUGAGACAAAUAUGUUGCCUCAGAGUGACAGUACACCAAGUACACAAACAUAAGUUUGAGUGAGACUGUUAUUUUUUAUGUAUUUUUAAUCGAAUCAGUUAUGCUAACAAUUUUAAUGUAGUUUUAUUCAACUUUAAUUAUUGAUUAAUAAGAGGUUCAAAGUCAAUAGCCAGUAACAAUUAUUAAAUUCACAUUUUCCUGCAAGUUUUUAUUUUAAGGCAAUGCAAAAAACAUAAUUGUGAAUUUUAAUAUAUAAGACUGUCUACUUCUAGUUGUUGAUUACUUAUAAUUUAUAUUUUUUAUUGGUGCUUUUGAUAUUAUUUUGUAAAUAUUAACUGUUACAUAAUUUUUUUUUAAGAUUUAUAUUAUUGCUUAUGGCAUGGCAAAAUAAAGUUAUCUAUCAACAUA
Molecule: messenger RNA, 1817 nt
Organism: Anthonomus grandis grandis
Lineage: Eukaryota; Metazoa; Arthropoda; Insecta; Coleoptera; Curculionidae
Product: probable peroxisomal membrane protein PEX13
Exons: 1
Coding region: 272-1462 (396 amino acids)
Biological process (GO): protein import into peroxisome matrix, docking
Cellular component (GO): peroxisomal membrane; peroxisomal importomer complex; peroxisome
Molecular function (GO): protein binding
Source: RefSeq, a predicted model, not a curated record